This is a messenger RNA of Linnemannia hyalina, 1866 nucleotides long. NCBI's taxonomy places the organism in Eukaryota, Fungi, Mortierellomycota, Mortierellomycetes, Mortierellales, Mortierellaceae. The record is from the annotation of a GenBank genome assembly.
AUGCGACCGCGUAAAGCUCGACUCGACUUUAACCAGCAGCUCCUCUCUGUCGUCAACCUUUCCAAGACCGAUGCCGCCGUCACCACCACUACUGGCGCCACCAACGCCAUAACCAUCCUAGUCAAAGCCGGCUUUAACUUCAACGGCGCAGAUCUGCAAGGUAUCAAGGUCCCUGGCGCCGACCUUUCUGAAGGUCAGUUCGAUUCUACUCUGUUUCGAGGAGCCGACUUGGUGGGCGUGAACCUUACACGGAGUUGGUUGCGGCAGGCUGACUUGAGAAAUGCGAAGAUGGAGGAUGUGCGCUUCGGAGAGUUGCCAAAUCUUGAAACGGGUCGGUGGGUGGAGGCCUGUGUGUAUUCUCCUGAUGGCAAGAUAUUUGGUGUAGCUCAGCGUGGUGGCGGGCUCAUUAUGUACGACACAUCAACCUGGAACAUGCUAUGCCAAGUCGAGAACGUUCGGGAUGCCUUCUGUGUAGUGUUUUCGCACAACAGCAGAGAUAUCGUAUACGGCUGCAACGACCACACGCUUGGUGUCUGGGAUUGCAUCAACGGGGAGAAGGUAUUUCAUGUGAAAGGUCACACCGAGGAGGUUACGUCUGUUGCUUGCUCACCUUGCGGCACACAGAUUGCGUCCGCCAGCAACGACUACACAGUGCGGAUAUGGAACUCUCAGACGGGAGAGAGCGUCUUUGUCUUGAAGGGCCAUACUCACAAGGCCCGAAGCGUCAAGUAUUCCCCGGACGGUCGACAUCUUGUAUCAGGCAGUUGGGAUGGCACGAUUCGGUUUUGGGAUCCAGAGACAGGGGAGCCAGGGGUUGUUGUGACUCCUCCUUUGGGAGGGGUAUACAGCCUUGCCUAUUCUCCGGAUGGCCACAACUUCGUGUGCGAUAUUGCCUUCUCUCCGGAUGGUCGCCAGAUUGCGUCUGGAAGAAACGGCGGCAAGGUGCGCUUGUGGGAUGUCGAGACUUGUUUGUCGAUUGUCGAGGGACUUGUGUUGAAGGGACAUAAACAAGCAGUAGUCAAGAUAGCCUUGUCCCCUUGUGGCCGCUGGAUCGCGUCGUUCAGCAGGGAUGAGACGAUUCGACUCUGGGACCUCCACGACACGGACCAGCAAUACAUUCUUGCCGAUCUCGACGAAGGGAACUAUUCUGGCAUUGGCGACAUGAUGUUCUCGCCCUCUGGACACCAGCUUGUAGUUGUUUGUGCGACCGGUCAUGUAGUCCUGUUCGUUGCAGAUACCCAGGAACUCGUCCAAUGCAGAAAGUUGGUCUGGAAGGAGGCCUUUCAGAAAGUAGCCUAUUCUCCAAACUGUCAGCAGCUCGCUCUAGGGACCAGCAGGACGAUCAAACUUUGGGACUUUGUUUCGGAGGAACCGAGUGCGAUGUUGGAUGGACAUAACGGUAUGAUCGUAUCCAUGGCCUAUACACCUUGUGGCCAAUGGAUCGCGUCCAGCAGUGUCGACAACACGGUUCGAGUCUGGAAGCGUCAGCCUGAAGAUGUAGAGGCAGAAGUGGCAAUGGAGAGUUGGUUGUGUGUUGCGUCAAUCCUCGAGUUCUUCAAUACCGUGCAGGACAUUGCUUGGAAUCCAAUUGUACCAAUGGAGUUUGUCACUGGUUGUCAGGACGGAUCCGUUCGUGUCUGGCGAGUGUUGAGCUAUGGUGAAGGUGAAGGUGAAGGUGAGGACGAGAAAGGUGUUGUGGUCAAGAUGCAGUGGGGCACAAACCUUGGGCUUUUGUGUGCCAGCGGAUUGAUUAUGAAGGACGUGGGUGGCCUUAGUGCGGAGAACAAGAAGCUAUUGGUGCAGCGUGGUGCCAUUGACGACUAUGUAACUUUGGGCGAAGGUGGACGAUUGGAUGUCGAAGAGUAG